Molecule: messenger RNA, 3210 nt
Organism: Medicago truncatula (barrel medic)
Lineage: Eukaryota; Viridiplantae; Streptophyta; Magnoliopsida; Fabales; Fabaceae
Product: ranBP2-type zinc finger protein At1g67325
Exons: 10
Coding region: 145-1002 (285 amino acids)
Source: RefSeq, a predicted model, not a curated record
AUUUUAGCCUAUUAUUUAUUUAGUCUAGCUUGUGCGUAUCGCUUUCGUGCAUUCGAUUUACCGCCCCGCUCGAGAAGUAGAAGAAGGAUCUCUCUCUCUCUCUCUCUCCCUGGUUUUCCCUCGCAGCACUCACUGCUCACCGUCAUGUCUCAGCUUGAUAACAGGAAUUCUUCUGCUUCCAAGCGUGCCAGGACUGAUGGUAGCCGCAGGGAAGAUGAUUGGACAUGUCCUAGCUGCGGUAAUGUCAAUUUCUCUUUCAGGACAACCUGCAAUAUGCGUAACUGCACCCAACCAAGGCCUGCUGAUCAUAAUUCUAAAUCUGCUGUGAAGCCUCUUCAAGCUCCACAGGCCUAUUCAUCCGCAGCUCCUUAUUUAGGCUCCAACGCCCCCCCUUCAAUUUAUAUUGGUGCCCCACCUUAUGGGUCUUUAUUCAAUGGAUCACCAGUUCCUCCCUAUGAGGUUCCAUUUACCGGAGGAUCAGCUUAUCAGUACAGUUAUGGAAGCCGUGUUCCUGCUGGCAGUCCGUAUAGACCAUUACAUCUAGCAGGACCAGCACCAUACACCAGUGGAGCCGUGGUGGGACACGGUGGGAUAUAUGCCAUGCCCCAGCUAUUGGAUCGCUAUGGCCUCGGUGUCCCUAUUGGACCUGGAGCAAUGCAGGGCACUAGGCCAGGAUUUUUUCGUGAUGACAAGUCUCAGAAAAAGGGACCAGAUGCAACUCGUGACAAUGAUUGGGCUUGUCCAAAAUGUGGCAACGUCAAUUUCUCAUUUAGAACUGUUUGUAACAUGAGAAAGUGCAACACACCCAAACCCGGAUCCCAGGCCUCAAAGUCUGAUAAGAACACUAAGCAAAAGAUGCCCGAGGGAAGCUGGAAAUGUGAAAAAUGUAAUAACAUAAAUUACCCAUUCCGAACCAAGUGCAACAGACAGAAUUGUGGUGCUGAUAAGCCAGCUGAAUCGGAAAAAUCUCCCUCAUCAUCUCCAGAUCAAAAUGAACAGUGAGUACUAAGACAUGUUUGAGGGUUGAGAAGGUCCAGAGUUGUCUUCCAGCAUUGCUCAGUUUGGGUGUUUGACAGUCAGUCUUGUCGUCCUCUAUGUUGCAGAAGUUGUCAAGUCACCCACCUUCUCAUAAUAUGUGUCAAUUUGUUGUAUUAACUGAGAUGGUAUUUUGGUCUUUUGUGGAUUGUUACUAUGCAUGUGUCAGCCAGAUUUUUCUGGCAUAAAGAUUGUUGCAGGUUCCAGUUUUAAGUUUCCUUUUGGUUCUGAACUGUCUGCAUUUUGCAUUUUAAGUACAACUUUAGAUGAAUAGAUACCAUAAACAAUUGAAGUUUCCAAGUGUUUUUAGAUUAUUCAGGUCACAUUUCAGUUUUAGCUUGUUGGAAGUGUCUGAUUGUUAUCCUACCACUUUUAGCAUGUAUGCGCCAGCAUCACAGAAACCGUUUACUUUCGAGUCACUGCUUUUAGUUAGUUGUGUGGAUGAUGUAUGUCGUGUCAUUAAAUUGAUGUUUAUUGUUGAUUGUUUUUAAGCCAAUCCUAGAUUUUUUUAAUGGUCAUGUAAUAUAAGCACCCAGCCGGUGAUACUAGGUUUUUGGGAGGGCUAAUCUUUGUGAGUGCUUUGUUGGGUCCAUAUUGGGCAGGCUAAUCUUUGUGAGUGCUUUGUUGGGUCCAUACUGAUCUUUGUGAAGUUUCUGCUAUCUUGCCAUAUUCUGUUUCCCUUUGUGUCGCUGACAUACGGCUAUAAAGAAAGUUUAGUUAAAAAUUGGUCAGUUUGAAUAAUUAAUGAUGUCAAAUAGGCCGUCAGACGUGUCAAUUACAUGGAGUUAGAAUUCACUCUUGGGAAUUAUUUUGUACUUGCACUUUACCUGUACAGUCCCCAAAUAUGUAUAGAAUCCCUGAAUACUGGAAGUGCUAAUCGGAUUUCGCUUUGGUGCCUUUGGUCUUUGGUGUCUUUGUUCCUAUCUCUCUUAACCAAUCAUUCUCUCUCCACCUAAAUAAUUUAUUUUAAGAGAAAUGUUAUUUGAACCACCAUUUUUGGAGUUCGGGUAUGCUCCAUUUAGGCUAAGCUCCAUUUACUCCAAUUAGGGUUUGGAUGUAAGACAUGUGGAAAAAAAUAUCUAACAGUUGAGAUUUUAAAUUAAAAAACAAACAAUAAAAGGUUGUUGCGAUAUGAGAGAAGAAGGGAACAUGAUUUGUUUGUUAUUAUUAUGUAUUUUUAUUAAACAAAUAUUUGGUUUUUAGUUUAAAAUCUCAACCGUUAGAUUUUUUUUGCCACAUGUCUUGUAUCCAAACCCUAAAUGGAGUAAAUGGAGCUUAGCCUAAAUGGAGCAUACCCGAACUCUCAUUUCUGGACAACUUAUGGGGGACACAACCAAAGGUAUACAAGACAAUGUGGUUUUUUAAUAAUCUUUCGCUUACUUUGGUUUGUGUCAAUACUCAUAUUGUCUUGUAUAUCUUUGGUUGUCCCAAAGUGGAUGUUCAAAUAACAUAACUUACUUUAAUCAUUCAUCCAUCAGUCUCUCUAAUCUAAAAUACACCAAAUGCCAAUGACACCCAAGUGAAAUAUGUGCUAAUCUUAGUGAAGUCUUUGCUAUUUCUUUUCCUGCUGUGCGUCACUGACAUUAUGAUUCAACUAUCAAGUUUACAUAGUAAAAAUUUGGUCAGUUUGAAUAACUAAUGAUAUCAAGAAGGCUGACACCUUUGUCAAUUACAUGAGUCAAUAUGCAACUUGCCCUUUUCUACCUAUUAGGCCUGUAGUCCCUAAAUAUGCAUGCAAUCCGUGAAUUACUUGUAUCAUAACAUUAACCCUUCUCCUGAGAAGCAUUAUUUGAUUAUGGACUUCUAUAUAUCUUAAUGCUUACUCGAUUAAUAAAUCAAUUCAAGGGGAUUAUUUAGAUUCCUUUUAUUCAUAAAGUGUUCAAUAUAGUAUUGUUCUAUACUAUUUUGCACUAAGUCUGAGCAGCGAACUGUUGAAAAGAAAUGAAGAACUCGGUGCUGUGUUCUGAAGAAGUCACUUGUUGCACUCUGGUCUUGAAGGUCCCCAAUGACGAGAAAUGGCUGGACAUUUAAAAAAGGUCCCCAAUGAUCUCAUCACCCACAUUUUGUUUUAAAGUAGUUCAAAUUUUAUUCAUCAAUAGGAUUAAUUUUUACAAGAUUGUCGUAUAGUGAGAUGCAUUGAACCUGACUACAGGCGGCAUAGCCUGAUUUGUCUAA